AUGACUGAUUUUGUUGAGAAGGAUUGCCAAGAGACCCCACUUUUUGAUCCACGCAUUUUACUGCGGCUGGAUCCCAGUAAGUUCAAAGCUGGAUAUAAAAAUGGUGUUUCACCUUUGCACCCGGGUGAACAUCUCCACAUACGACCACUGAGUAUUGGAGAUUAUGAGAAAGGUUAUCUGGAUCUACUCAAACAGCUGACAGCUGUCGGAGAUGUUUCAAAGGAAGAUUUUAUAGGUAGGUUCAGCCAGAUGAAGAGCUGUGAAGACACAUACUUCAUUGUUGUCAUAGAGGACCUGAAAUCUGGUCAGAUUAUUGGGUCAGCCACUCUAGUGAAGGAACAAAAGUUCAUCCAUCAUGUUAGUUCUCGAGGUCGGGUCGAAGAUGUGAUUGUCAGUGACUUAUAUCGAGGGCAGCAAUUAGGUAAAAUUCUUCUAGAUGUUCUUGUGGCUCUCAGCCAAGAUCUAGGCUGCUACAAAGUGUCUCUAGAGUGCAAGGACAAGAACGUGGAGUUUUACACCCAGUUUGGCUUCCAGAAAACUGAAGGCCAGAACUUCAUGCAGCUGAGAUUCUUCGACUAA
This is a messenger RNA of Candidula unifasciata, 579 nucleotides long. NCBI's taxonomy places the organism in Eukaryota, Metazoa, Mollusca, Gastropoda, Stylommatophora, Geomitridae. The record is from the annotation of a GenBank genome assembly.